Mollisia scopiformis is the source of this 792-nucleotide messenger RNA. RefSeq lists its product as uncharacterized. The record is from RefSeq and is a predicted model, not a curated record. The transcript has 2 exons. NCBI's taxonomy places the organism in Eukaryota, Fungi, Ascomycota, Leotiomycetes, Helotiales, Mollisiaceae. Bases 108 to 632 code for a protein of 174 amino acids.
AAACAGCGCCAGAUGUCGGCGCAACGAAUCUUCCAAAUCCUGCAGAUAGCCAAGGGCUAAUACCUGGAGCCAUACUUCAAGACAAUGUUCGGCACGAAUCAUCUGGCAUGAUCUCAUCCUCCUUGGGCAACAAAGACAUGAUCAAUGCGGUUGGCGAUUUACUUGGAGAGAAUCGUGAUACUAUUGAGGAGAACACAACGCCCGAGAACGUAGUGCAAGAAAUCGAAGCAGGAUUGGCAAGCAAACGCGUCCCGACCGAGAGGGUUAUACAGGCCUUCCAAGUCGAAAAUCCCAUUCAACCAAGAGAGGUUAAGAAGCGACUGUAUGAACAUUUCGAGGAUUAUUUCAGGGGAAACUGUCAUCGACGCAAAUUUGCCUUUCACGAGCGACUCAGACAUACCCCGAACCCUGGGCUAGAAAUUGUUGGUUCGGGAUCAAUCGGAUUCCCGUUGGACGACGAUGAUAUAACCAAGAUCAAAGCCGCCAGUAAAUCCCUAUCAACCGAGUCUCCAAUUAGUAGCCUAAGAACUCUCUGGGAAGUGCCGAAAGACAUGUGGCAGACAAAAAAAUCCUGCUUGGCUGAAAGCACUCAAGUCGUCCGUUGUCAAAGUUACCCACGGAUUAGAAAUUGAUUCCAAAGCGAAAGUGGAAUUCGUCCGAGAGUCAUUGUGGCUAUUCGAACCUGGAAGCACGCUGAAUGAUGUUCAAAGGCCCGUACUGGCGUCUCCAAAAUUUGCAACUCUCGACAUUACUCUGCCUUCCGAGCGCAAUGAGCUCGAAUACAAAUUAAUC